CCGGGCACCAACGAGGAGGCGACCCCGUAGCAAGGGGAAACAGGAUGGCAGACGAGGCCGCUAGGGCGGCAGCCCUGAGCCAACAGGUGCUCCCGUUAAAGACAACUGAGCCCACCCAAGUAUCGAGGGAACCACCUUUCCUCUAUUCGGACCAAGACUUAGAUACGAUCCAGCGGCUCGGUGCAGAGUAUGAUGAACAAAUAAGGGUUUGGAGGCUCGGAGAGAAAAUAGUCCUGCCACACCAAUUGGCUAAAGAAAUAAUUACCAACCUCCAUCAAUGGACUCAUUUGGGACACAAAAAGCUAAAAGCAGCCUUACAGGAAGAUAGGCAGUCUUAUUACAUCCCCGGACUUGACUCUUUAGUCCAGCAGGUGACUGAAUCCUGUGUUCCGUGUGCCAAGGUAAAUGCCAGACACCUCAAGCUCCCGGAGGGAGCUAGGGUAAGAGGAGACCGACCAGGAAUCAACUGGGAGGUCAAUUUCACUGAGAUAAGGCCAGGCAGCUAUGGGAAUAAGUAUCUUCUAGUUUUUGUAGACACCUUCUCCGGAUGGACUGAGGCAUUCCCCACAAAACGGGAAACCGCCCGGGUGGUCGUCAAGAAGAUCAUAGAGGAGAUCUUGCCCCAGUUCGGCUUGCCUAAGGCCCGGUUGAGAGCGCUCCAGAUCAUCCAGAACCAGGUCUGGAAACCUCUUGCAGCAGCCUACCAACCCGAGACGACAACCAUCCCACAUCCUUUCCAAAUCGGAGACGCUGUGUAUGUCCGAAGGCACCAAUCUAAGACUCUAGAGCCCCGGUGGAAAGGCUCCUUCACUGUGCUGUUGACAACUCCCACCGCUCUCAAGGUUGACGGAAUCGCUGCUUGGGUCCACGCCUCACACGUGAAGCGAGCACCACCCCCCCAGGGCCCCGAGGAUCCGGAUAGACCAGCCAAAUGGAAGCUCCAGCGCACUCAGAACCCACUCAAGCUAAGACUUUCAAAAACUGUUUAAUAUUUGUGAUGUUCCUGGCCUUUCCCCGUUGUUUUUCCAAUCCCCAUGCUCCACAAUUGUUAACGUGGGACCCAACCCAGUCCAGCAAGAACAGAGUUCCCUCCCUCCAGUGAGGCAGGCUCUCCCCAGGCCACCCCUCCCGCCAGCCACCCUUUCGCCUAGCUUGGCAAGUUUAACUCCAAACGCUUCAAGCCCCCGUACAACCGGACAGCGGCUGUUUAACCUUUUGACAGGGGCCUUUCUGGCCCUCAACCAGACCAAUCCGGAGCUGACCGAGUCCUGCUGGCUAUGCCUAGCCCCAGGUCCACCUUAUUACGAGGGCCUCGCGGUCCCCAGGACCUGGAAUGGCACUACAGAGGCAAAUAAUUGCCUCUUGCCCCUUCAGCCGCGUCUCACUCUUACAGAGGUGUCGGGACAAGGUACUUGUGUAGGAAAUCCUCCCUUGUCCCACCGACACUUGUGCAAUGUCACCCACAAUGUUACUAUACGAGACGGCCCAUGUAUUCUUAACAGGUUGCUCCAGUUUAUCCGCGAGAGGCUUUUCCUUGUCCAAACCCUGGUGCUGACUCAACAGUACCAGUGUCAAGCUUCAAAGACCUCCGAGGUCCAAUAGAUUUUAGGAUUAAAAUCUGUGCAAAAAGAAAAGGAGGGAAUGAAGGACCCUAAUGGGGGAGAGGGACAAGAAACUAGGCCUGGGCAAAUAUCAGGGGCUUCUUAAGAGGUUAGAUGUUCCCCAGAGUCCAGCGGGCAGGACGUUCUCUGGGAAGGAAAAGUCAAUCCCCUUCAGAGAACCUCUAGGCACACCCAGAGCAGAACUGCCCCUCCCCUUCGGAGAGUCUCUAGGCGCGCACUUAUGAUGUCACUGCGACCGGCCAAUCCUGUAACACCUCAGCACUCUCCCUCAGCAUUCUCCGGUAUGCUAAUUGUCCCUCCGAACCAGCCAAUCCCGUGCCACCUCUGCAUUUUCCACCAGCACUCUCCACCAGCAUUCUUCGCCAGCAUUCUCCCAUAUGCUAAUGUCCCUCUGAACUGACCAAUCCUAUGCAUGCGCAUUAGGAAUAUGCUAAUUCGUUGCCUAUAUAACCUGUGUGAAACUGCCGCUCAGGGCUCCUCACUGCCUGAGGUGGGGGCCCAUUU
This is a messenger RNA of Lepus europaeus (European hare), 2126 nucleotides long. RefSeq lists its product as uncharacterized. Bases 45 to 989 code for a protein of 314 amino acids. Lineage: Eukaryota; Metazoa; Chordata; Mammalia; Lagomorpha; Leporidae. Gene Ontology annotation, biological process: DNA integration. The record is from RefSeq and is a predicted model, not a curated record. Gene Ontology annotation, molecular function: nucleic acid binding. The transcript has 2 exons.